AGAGUUAUAUGCCCCUGCCGACGACAAGCUGACAUCGUUUUAAUUUGUUGACAAACCAGACAACCUUUAACAUAUAUCACAAUGUCUGAAAGAAAAGUUCUUAAUAAAUACUAUCCACCAGAUUUUGAUCCAACCAAAAUCCCUAAAAUGCGGAUGCCUAGGAACCAGACAUUCUGUAUUCGUAUAAUGGCACCGUUUAACAUGAGAUGUGACACCUGUGGGGAGUACAUCUACAAAGGCAAGAAAUUCAACUCGAGGAAGGAGAAUGUAGAAGAUGAAUAUUACUUGGGACUUAGAAUUUUCCGAUUCUACAUCAAGUGUCCAAGAUGUGUUGCGGAAAUCGCAUUCAAGACUGAUCUACACAACACUGACUAUGCACUCGAGGCAGGAGCAACUCGACUCUUUGAAGCGGAGAAGCUGGCAAAGAAAAUGGCUGAAGCAGAACAGAAGGAGAAAGAAGCAGAAGAGCUGAAUCCGAUGACGGUGUUGGAGAACCGCACUAAAGCGAGCCGUAACGAGAUGGACCAGAUUGACUCGCUGGAGGAGCUGCGAGAGAUGAACUCGCGCUACUCCAAGAUGAGCCACGACCAGCUGCUCAAGUACCACAAGACCUACGAGAUGGAGCUCAAGAAGCUGCAGGAUGAGGAGGAAGACAGGAUGGUCAAAUCAAUUUUUGGUGAAAAAACUGGUGUGACUGUGAAGCGGCUGGCUGAUGAUGACAGUGAUGAGGAGAUGAAGCCACCGGUGAAGAAAGUCCACGUCUCAGACAAACCCACUGAUAUUCUUGCUGACGAUUCUAAGUUACAGGAGCCAAAGAAGAAGGAGUCGUGGCAGAAGAGUGUGGGAAUAUUCUCCAGUCAGAAGAAACACCUCAGUGGACUGGUGAAGAAGAAGUCGGCAACCAUCUCCAACAAUAAAACAUCUUCCGAGCAGCCGAAAACCAGCAAUAGUCGCCCAGCUGUGUCUACUAAAACAGAAGUUCCCAUUGUGAACAGUGUCCCCACUCCCAUUGUGAACAGUGUUCCUGCUCAGAGUACUACCUCAGAGAAAGUAUCAAGUUUGACCCUGUUAGGAAACUAUUCAGAUAGUGACAGUGGCCAGGAUACAGAAUGAAUAAAGCUGUAAUGAAACCCUAUGGUGACACUUCUAACAAUACACACUCUGUGAAUGCAGCGAUGAAACUGUACAAUGACAGUGGCCAGGAUACAGAAUGAAUAAAGCUGUAAUGAAACCCUAUGGUGACAGUUUUUACAAGAUGGAACUGUACAAAGACAAUGGUCGGCAAGUCAUUAAACUACACAAUGUAGUCAUCAGGAUACUGAGUUACUAAACUCUUCACCAUGAGGAAAACCAAGGCGAACUAAAGAUCACUUUUCUAAAAUGGUGCUAGGCGAGCAAUGAUAUAAAAUUUCUAAUAAAAUAUAUGAAAUGUUAUUGCAUGGUGAUCAAUUUGCAGCUGUCGUAAACCUUGCCAAGCGAAUAUGGAGGGAAGUGUAAGUGUGCAAUCGCCUUUCCUGGCAAAGACCAAUUAGGAUACCAAGUUACUAAAUUGUAGGCUACAGUGAGCAAUCAGGAUACUAAGUCAUUAAACUACUGUGAGAGUGGUCAUGAUACUGAGUUAUUAAAUUAGUGACAUUACAGUGACAUUUGACAGGAUACUCGAUUGUGAAACUAGACGCAGUGGUCCGGAUACUGUUGGUAAACUGUACAGUGACAGUGGUCAGGAGUUAGGUCUGUUAAGAACUGUAUGCAACAGUGAUUAGGAUACCAAGGGCAUGUACAUUUUUUUUCAACUGAACCUAACCGCUAACCAAUAGCAUUCCAUUCCCCCCUAUUUCAGUAGACAGGUCUGAACUUGACCUAACCAAUAGCAUCCCCCCUAUUUCAGUAGACCGGUCUGAACUUGAUCUAACCAAUAGCAUCCCCCAUAUUUCAAUAGACUGGUCUGAAGAUCCCAGGGGAAAGAAGGAAUUUGUUGCCACAUGAUAGAACAGAGUACAGGACUCAUUAGAAGAUUUUAGCCAUUUCAUUGGCUGUUGGGAUGUUCAGACCAGUCUAUUAACAUAGGGGGAAAUGCCAUUGGUUAUUGGUCAGCUUAACUUUUUUCACUCGGGAACAUCCAGCCAAUCAAGUUAUUGCAUUUUCCGCAACUUAAAAAAACAAACCAAAUUAUUUAUAUUAAUUUGUUAAACCUUGUAUUUUUUAGACACUUUGAAGUAGGGAAGUGAUGUGCACCACCCCUGCGCUUGAAUACUGAAUUAUGAAAUUACAGUAACGGUGAUCCAGAUAGUGAGUUAUGUUGUAAAAGUUUUCUGCUUAAGGUGGAAGAUGUGUCCCAAGUUCCCCUCUUCCCUAAUCCCUCCAUGAAUACCAAGUAUUGUCAUCUGGUUAUUAAUCUGUACAGUGCUCAGCAAAUGUGAUUAAUAUGUAAAUAUGUAAAGUAUAAAUGUAUAUCAGUAAACUGCAUAUAUCACAAUAAAUAAAUAGACAUUUUA
Messenger RNA from Gigantopelta aegis, 2495 nucleotides. RefSeq names its product splicing factor YJU2-like. Bases 82 to 1113 code for a protein of 343 amino acids. The record is from RefSeq and is a predicted model, not a curated record. Gene Ontology annotation, cellular component: U2-type catalytic step 1 spliceosome. Gene Ontology annotation, biological process: mRNA splicing, via spliceosome. Lineage: Eukaryota; Metazoa; Mollusca; Gastropoda; Neomphalida; Peltospiridae. The transcript is spliced from 7 exons.